Molecule: messenger RNA, 1167 nt
Organism: Parnassius apollo (apollo)
Lineage: Eukaryota; Metazoa; Arthropoda; Insecta; Lepidoptera; Papilionidae
Source: the annotation of a GenBank genome assembly
AUGGCGUACUGCACGCUGGGCGUGAUCGGGUUUGCGGUGCAGCGGCUGGUGUUCGGAACGCUGCGCGUCUCGGAGGCGCAGCGCGUCAAGGACAAGUUCUGGAACUACGUGUUCUACAAGUUCAUAUUCGUGUUCGGCGUGGUGAACGUGCAGUACAUGGACGAGGUGCUGCUGUGGUGCUCCUGGUUCACGCUGCUCGGCUGCCUGCACCUGCUCGCGCAGCUGUGCAAGGACCGGUUCGAAUACCUGUCGUCAUCGCCGCAGUCGGCUCGCUGGGCGCACGCGCGGCUGCUGGUGCUGCUACUGGGCAUCCUGUGCGCCGCCGUCGCGCUGCUGGUGGCCGCCGCGCGCUGGGGUCUGCCCGCCGGAUGGGACACCUUCGCCUUCAUGGCCGCCGAGUGCGCGUUGGUGUGCGUAUCGGCGCUGCACGUGGUGGCGCGCUCUGUGCUACGCGCGCACGAUGCUGACGCCGCGGGGCCCGCCGCCUACUACACGCACCUCGUCUUCGAUUCGGUGGCGCUAGUGACGGAGCUAGCGCACGUGGCGCAUAUGGUGGUGCACAGCAACGCGCUGGUGUCCAUGGCGUCGCUGGUGCUGCUCAUGCAGCUGCGGCACCUGCUGCACGCGCUGCUGGCGCGCCUGCGCCGCCACCGCCUCUACACCGCGCUCGCAGACCACAUGAGCCGCAACUAUCCUAUGGCGAGUAAAGAAGAGAUGGAGGAAAAUGAGGACAACUGUGCCAUCUGCUGGGAGCCUAUGAAGGAGGCUCGCAAGCUGCCCUGCUCACAUCUCUUCCACAACUCGUGCCUGUGCCGCUGGGUGCAGCAGGAUGCGUCGUGCCCCACGUGCCGGCGCGCGCUGUCGGCCGCCGCGCCGCCGCCUGCCACGUUGCCACCGCUGCCGCCGCUCGCCCCGCUGCCACCGCUGCCGCCGCUGCCCGCCGACAACGCCGACAACACGCCACAACCCAACCACUUCUUCCACUUUGACGGGUCGCGCUACGUGUCGUGGCUGCCCAGCUUCUCGGUGGAGGUGACGCGUGUGCGCGCGCCCCUCGUACCGCCUGACGCCUCGCAGCUCGACGCCAUGGCGCGGCAGGUAAACCACACGCUACACACGUGCACACGAUGCACACACUACACGCGCCGCCGGCGCCUCGCAGCUUGA